CCCGGCUUUCCGUCCGCAGGACGUCAUUGGUUGCGCCCCGCGCAGCUGACAGGCUGUGGCUGGCGAGGGCGUUUUGAGGAUGGCGGCGUCCGCGGUGCUGAUCUUGCCCAACAGCCCCAGCAUGAAAAAAGCAGUGUUGCUGAUAAACGCGCUAGAUACAGGAAGAUUUCCAAGGUUGCUUACCCGAAUUCUUCAAAAACUUCACCUGAAGGCUGAGAGCAGUUUCAAUGAAGAUGAAGAGGAAAAACUUCAAGCUGCAUUUUCACUAGAGAAGCAAGAGCUUCACCUAGUUCUUGAAACAAUAUCAUUUAUUUUAGAACAGGCAGUGUAUCACAAUGUGAAGCCAGCAGCUUUGCAGCAGCAAUUAGAGAAUAUUCAUCUUGAGCAAGACAAAGCAGAAGCGUUUGUCAAUGUUUGGUCUUCAAUGGGUCAAGAGACAGUUGAAAAAUUCAGGCAGAGGGUUCUGGCUCCCCACAAGCUGGAGACAGUUGGAUGGCAGCUUAACCUUCAAAUGGCUCACUCUGCUCAAGCAAAACUAAAAUCUCCUCAAGUCGUGUUACAACUAGGAGUGAACAGUGAAGAUUCAAAGAACGUUGAGAAAGUUCUUGUGGAAUUCAGUCACAAAGAGUUGUUUGACUUCUAUGACAAGCUAGAGACCAUACAAGCACAGCUGGAUUCCCUCACAUGAUGUUUUUGAAGACCACUUUGUCCAUCACAUCCUGCCACCCAUUAUUUACUAUUGAAGAGACAUUGCCUGGCUGUGUUUUCUAGAAGAUUCAGUGGCUUGCUUUCUGUGAAUUAUAUGAGGUAUCAUUUCUUAGAUUAAUAAUAUCCAAGGGAAAUCAAUAUUAAGAGUACUGAGAUUCCAAUAAACAGUGCUUUUUCUAUUUCUGUGAGCCAGUAGCAAUUGUUAGGAACACGGUUGUUUUACAGAAAUCAAAAGUGAAUAGUAUAUUGUUUUUACUGUCAUCUUUAUUGCCUCACCUGUUUGUUUGUUUAUAUGCUUGAUAAUCCCUGUAUCAAGGAGGGUCCAUGUACAAAAGUUACAAUAUGUACCCUAGCAGAACACAGAACUUCAGUAUUUACGUUAAUAAAAUUAAGAAAACAGCUACGCGCAGUUAAUUAUAUUAUGGCAUUUUUUCCUAUGAUGAGUAUACUUUGAUUGAGAAAUAAUAUAGGAAAGAAAUUUAAAGUAGAACUAGUAGUAUUAUAUCUGUUCUAAUGUCAGCUUUCUCUUUGCAUUAAUUUUUAUGAGUUUAAUGAUUUAAAAAUAAUUCAGAUUUUUAUGCUUUUCUUUGUAAUGAAAAUUAAUGAUGUCUUCAUAGUGUGAGACACAGAUGCAGAUCAUGAAUAAAAAUAAUUGUAAUAGUAGUAAAUGGGCAUCUUUAAAAUUCCAGAUCAGAUACCUUUUAUAGUCUCUUCCCUGAAUAUAUUAAUCGAUUUCAGUCAAUAAAAUUUUUAGAAUUUUAGAAUUA
Molecule: messenger RNA, 1475 nt
Organism: Cavia porcellus (domestic guinea pig)
Lineage: Eukaryota; Metazoa; Chordata; Mammalia; Rodentia; Caviidae
Gene: Commd10
Product: COMM domain containing 10
Exons: 7
Coding region: 80-688 (202 amino acids)
Source: RefSeq, a predicted model, not a curated record